CCUCUGUGUCUGGAAUGUGUGAGCCUGAAAGGAGCUGUAGCAUUAAUGAAGAUAUUGGCCUGGGUUCAGCUUUCACAAUUGCACAUGAAAUUGGUCACAAUUUUGGAAUGAACCAUGACGGAAUUGGAAACUCCUGUGGGACAAAAGGUCAUGAAGCAGCAAAACUAAUGGCAGCUCACAUUACUGCCAACACCAAUCCAUUCUCCUGGUCAGCCUGCAGCAGAGACUACAUCACAAACUUUCUGGACUCUGGUCGUGGAACCUGCCUUGACAAUAAGCCUCCAAAACGUGACUUUAUCUAUCCCACUGUAGCUUCAGGUCAGGUUUAUGAUGCAGAUGAGCAGUGUCGCUUUCAGUAUGGUACAACAUCCCGUCAGUGCAAAUAUGGGGAAGUGUGUAGAGAGCUCUGGUGUCUCAGCAAAAGUAAUCGCUGUGUUACUAACAGCAUUCCAGCUGCAGAGGGAACUUUGUGUCAGACUGGUACCAUUGAAAAAGGGUGGUGUUAUCAAGGAGAUUGUGUACCAUUUGGCACUUGGCCUCAGAGCGUUGAUGGGGGAUGGGGGCCAUGGUCGAUGUGGGGAGAGUGCAGCAGAACUUGCGGGGGAGGAGUUUCAUCAUCAUCCAGACAUUGUGACACCCCAGCGCCAUCUGGUGGGGGAAAGUAUUGCCUUGGUGAAAGAAAACGCUAUCGGUCAUGCAACAUUGAUCCCUGUCUUUCAGGCUCCCGUGACUUUCGAGAAAAGCAGUGUGCUGACUUUGACAACUCACCAUUCCGUGGAAAGUACUACAACUGGAAGCCUUAUACUGGAGGUGGAGUAAAGCCAUGUGCAUUAAACUGCUUGGCAGAGGGGUAUAAUUUUUACACAGAGCGAGCCCCUGCUGUAAUCGAUGGAACUCGUUGUAAUGCUGACUCACUGGACAUUUGCAUCAAUGGAGAAUGCAAGCAUGUAGGCUGUGAUAACAUCUUGAGUUCUGAUGCAAAGGAAGACAGAUGCCGUGUCUGUGGGGGUGAUGGAAGCACUUGUGAAACUAUUGAAGAAUUUUUCAAUGAUUCACUUCCCAGAGGAGGUUAUAUGGAAGUAGUACAGAUUCCAAGAGGUUCUGUUCAUAUUGAAAUAAAAGAAGCUGCUGUUUCUAAAAACUACAUUGCACUGAAAUCUGAAACAGAUGACUAUUAUAUUAAUGGUGCCUGGACUAUCGAUUGGCCUCGAAAGUUUGAUGUUGCUGGAACAGCCUUCCAUUAUAAAAGACCCACAGAUGAACCAGAGUCCUUAGAAGCACUGGGUCCCACAACAGAAGUACUUAUAGUUAUGAUACUCCUCCAGGAACAGAAUCUCGGGAUCACAUAUAAAUUUAAUGUCCCCAUCACUCGCACUGGUAGUGGAGAUAAUGAAGUUGGAUUUUCAUGGUUCCACCAACCCUGGUCUGAAUGUUCUGCCACCUGUGCUGGAGGUAUUCAGAAACAAGAGAUAGUAUGCAAAAGGUUGGAUGACAACUCAGUUGUACAGAACAAUUACUGUGAUCCUGAAAGUAAACCACCAGAGAGCCAACGAGAUUGCAACACUGAGCCUUGCCCAGCUGAGUGGUUUAUAGGAGACUGGUCACAAUGUACUCAAAGUUGUGAUGGAGGAAUGCGUACACGGACUGUGGUUUGCAUUAGGAAAAUUGGGCCAUCUGAAGAGGAAACACUUCAAGAUACACACUGUCUGACACACCGUCCAAUUGAGAAAGAAUCAUGCAACAACCAGUCUUGUCCACCUAAAUGGGUUGCUCUGGAUUGGUCAGAGUGUACACCCAAAUGUGGUCCGGGUUUUAAGCACCGGAUUGUUUUAUGCAAAAGUAGUGACCUCAGCAAGCCUUUCCCUUCUUCCAACUGCACAGAAGGAAUCAAACCACCUGUCCGAAUGCGCUGCAGCCUUGGACGUUGUCCACCACCUCGAUGGAUUGUUGGAGAAUGGGGCUUGUGUACUGCACAAUGUGGCUUUGGACAACAUAUGCGGACAGUGCAGUGUCUUUCCUAUAUUGGUCAGCCUUCUAGUGAUUGUCUAGAAAAAGAUCGACCUUCAUCAAUGCAGCAGUGUGAAAGCAAAUGUGAUGCCUUCCCUAAUGCCAGUGUGGAAGAAUGCAAGGAUGUGAACAAAGUUGCUUACUGCCCACUGGUCCUGAAGUUCAAAUUUUGUAGCCGAGCUUACUUCAGACAGAUGUGUUGUAAAACCUGCCAAGGACUCUGAAAUACAAGAAGAAGAAGGGAACAGCAAAAAGAGAAAAUAAGUAGUCAUUAUUCCAUUGUGGAUGUACAUCCAUCAGUGUAACAGAGAGGGACAAAAUGCCACACAGAAAAUGGAGAAUGAUGUAAUUGCGGAUACAUUACCCUGUGGAAAACAUAACCACUGGUCGGCUUUGCUGACAAGAUCUGAACAUUAUUUAACUUCUAUGAAGUGUGAAUUAUUCAACUAACGUGCUGGACACAUUGUAAUAAAGAAAUACCUAAUUGGAAUGAUACAACAGCAUUCAGAACAGCUUUUUAUGAAAGAGGUAUGGUCCUCUGAUUGACAUUGAUAGUCUAUUGUAUUCCUUGGGACCACUUAGGUUAUUUUGACUUUGGGCUCAGUAAUGACACUGAAUCCACACAUAUUUAAAAUGGUUUUAAACUUAAAUCAGUUGAAGUUAUGGUCUGCUAUUUGAGAAAAGUUAGUUAUUGUUCGUCAUUUAAAAAGCUAUAUAUUUAAUCUCACAAAAAUCUAAAAAAAAAUUUAACUUGUAACGUGGAAUCAAAAUAUGUAUUUAAGAAGCAGUAAACAGAAACAGGAAGUCAUCUUGUUCUCAUGUUGAAAAAAAAAAAAAAACAGCAUAAAUAAACACACUUCUGGAUUUUCACAUGUUUCUUUUAGACCUGCUGUGAACCUGUGAGUCAUAUGUAAAAGUGAACGUCUGCAAGGUACACCAGCUCUGUAGGUGUGUGAUUCAAAUCAACAUGGUUGAAAUUUAUCCCACAGAGAGAUCAUUCCCAUAUGUCAUUAAAACUGAGGCCGAGUUUUCCACUAAAAGAGGAAAAAAGGGACCUUUUUGUAAAAUCCAUCUGGCCUUUCAUUACCUCUGAAGACAAUUCCUUUGGCUUUUAAUGUUCCAGUUCUGCUUCCUCUUGUUUGCGUAACCAGCUAUGAGGCAGGCAUCCAGAUUUUACAGUACUAUUACUAUUACCCUGUGAUCAUGACCACCGUGAUAGACUUUAAUGGAACUGACCGAAAUCCCAGCUUACAUGAUUCACUUUUUAUCAGAAGUUCCUAAAGUACAGAAAGAAAAUUGUACCAGAUGCUUCCUUUUUUAAACAAAGGGAGACAUCUGUUUAUGUCAAGAUGUGUGGUUAUUGACAAUGACAUUAUUCAGCAAACAACUGUAACCAAAGGGUUUGGAAAACACAGAACUGUACAAACAGUAUUAUUUUAACUCUCACUCACAACAGGAGAUAAAUGUAUAAAUGUAUUUAUGCAUCUUGCCUGCAACGCAGUUGAAUGGCGUUUAAAUGUGAAACUGUAUCUGUAAAAUGUACUACAUCCCUUAUGAGGCUAUGCAUCAUCCCUCACUACUACCAUCACUAUUAGUUAACUUAACAAUAAUAUUAUGAAGAUGGUACUUGUUUAUAUUUACCUUGUACUUGAACAUUUGCAGACUGCAGCAGGUACUUGAAUAUGCAUUUUUGUCCAAAUGUGCCUCAUUUGUUUAUGAAAAUAAUUUUACAUUACUAGAUUAUGAUUUCCUGCUCUUUGAAGUGGCACUUUCAAAGCAUUACUUCAUAGUAUAUGUAACUACAGUGUAUAUGAAAUGACAUUGAAUGUGUUAGCCAGCUGAAACAAACAAGCUCUUAAGAACCUUAACAUAAUUUAUUUUCCAAGCAAGAACUGAUGUGGAUUAGGAUGAAAAUAUUCGCUCUAAUAUUUAACAAGAUAGUGUUGGACAAUCUCAAGGUGUUAUCCAUAAAGCUUGUGAUUUUCUACCUCUCAGCUGUUUGUGUGUGUGUGUGUGUGUGUGUGUGUAUGUGUGUGUGUAUUCAUAUAUGCGUGGGAA
Molecule: messenger RNA, 4065 nt
Organism: Protopterus annectens (West African lungfish)
Lineage: Eukaryota; Metazoa; Chordata; Ceratodontiformes; Protopteridae
Gene: ADAMTS6
Product: ADAM metallopeptidase with thrombospondin type 1 motif 6
Exons: 17
Coding region: 15-2231 (738 amino acids)
Biological process (GO): proteolysis; extracellular matrix organization
Cellular component (GO): extracellular matrix
Molecular function (GO): metalloendopeptidase activity
Source: RefSeq, a predicted model, not a curated record